This is a messenger RNA of Cinara cedri, 554 nucleotides long. NCBI's taxonomy places the organism in Eukaryota, Metazoa, Arthropoda, Insecta, Hemiptera, Aphididae. The record is from the annotation of a GenBank genome assembly.
AUGGACUAUAGUGAAGUAAUAAAUAUUCAAAAUUAUAAUGACAUUAUUACCAUUUAAAAUGGCUCUUUAAAUUGAUUAAUAUUAUUAUAUAUGUGUGUUUGUAUGAAUGUUAUACAAAGUAUGGAAACUGCGAAGGUCCGGAUGCUAUGUAUGUCAAACUGAUAUCUAAAGAUGGUCAUGAAUUUGUUGUGAAACGAAAUCAAGCUUUGAUGUCUGGUACAAUCGAAGCUAUGUUGAGUGGUCCCGGACAAUUUGCUGAAAACCAAACAAACGAAAUUAGUUUCAAAGAAAUACCGUAAGAGAUCUUAACAUAAAUAUUGUCAAUACCAAGAUGCCUAAGUAAUAUUAUUUUUGAAAAUUAUUAAUAACAAUUUUUUUUUUCAUUUAGUUCUCUUAUAAUGAAAAAAGUCUGUAUGUAUCUUAUAUACAAGGCUCGGUAUAAUGGAACAAUCACAAAUUCAGACCCCCAAUUAAAUGGAGAAUUUGCAGGGUUUUGUAUAGAACCACAACUUGCUCUAGAACUUUUUCUAGUAGCCAAGUUUUUGGAUUGUUAA